Messenger RNA from Nerophis ophidion (straightnose pipefish), 6923 nucleotides. RefSeq names its product glycolipid transfer protein domain containing 2b (gene gltpd2b). The record is from RefSeq and is a predicted model, not a curated record. The transcript has 4 exons. Gene Ontology annotation, cellular component: cytoplasm; cytosol; membrane. Gene Ontology annotation, biological process: ceramide transport; intermembrane lipid transfer. NCBI's taxonomy places the organism in Eukaryota, Metazoa, Chordata, Actinopteri, Syngnathiformes, Syngnathidae. Bases 809 to 1699 code for a protein of 296 amino acids. Gene Ontology annotation, molecular function: ceramide 1-phosphate binding; ceramide 1-phosphate transfer activity.
CCCUCACAUGUGGUUCUGCUUGAGCGUUUAGAGUUCAACGUCUGUUCUUGCUCCCCUUGUUUGAGGCAAAACCUAGGAUAAAGAGAGUUCCCUGAGAUUAUUGCAGAGAGGGGAUAGCAGUACUGGACAAAAAUCCUUCCAAUAACAGCUUGGAAGUGCUUUCGAAGGCAUUGACAAAGGUGGUCCUCUGCUUGAUUAAUAGAAAAAAGAAAGGCAGAAUAUGAUUCCUUUUGGACUAAAAACCUUCAUGUUGUCCAGGAUGUGAUGUAUGGUGAUGGUUGUAGUGCUCUUAAUGGUCCGUGUGUAAGUGUGAGGAGGUGGGAGUGAAACAGAGCGAGGGAGAAUAGGGAGGGUGUCUUUGGGAGGAGGGAACGUAAGUGUUUGCUCAAACUGACUAGGGAUCUCGCACGUGCACAGCAGGAGAUGCAUGUGGAAGAAGAAGAAGAAGAAGAAGAAGGGUUACUGGCGGACACGCUGCGUUGGCUCUGCUUAUCAGCCAAACACUGCUGAUCUUUGGACCCUCUCUCGUUGAGCAACAGCAGUCAAGAGAUCUUUUGGACACAAAGGCAGGCAGGAGAGGACACGUUAGAUCAACGGGAAGGAGAAGAGCGCAGCUUGUGGAGGUCUUUUGAAGGAAGCGACUUUUGAUGUGAGGCUUUGGGGAGGAGAAUGAAAGAUUUAAGGGGCAAAGGGGUGGGCUGGUGGGCUUUGCAGGGUAAGAAAGUAGUUGUGGCGACAGGCAGUGCAAAGGAUUCAAGUGAGACAAGGAGGAUUUAAGAUCAGCAACACAGCAAAAGUGGACUUCAACAUGGGUGUGAAGAGCAAGGCUGCUGCAGCUAUCUUAAUUCUGCUCCUCUUCCUUGGCUCCCUCUGGCUUCAUGGAAGUUUGGAUUACCACUGGGAUGCGUGUCUCAAAGGCUACAAUCAAGUGAAUGAUCCUCACCAGCUGUCCAACAGCAGUGCCUCUAACGGGAGCGGGGGCAACCAACUCCUCGAGGUGUGCCCCGGACAGACCUUCCAGGUGUCGCUGCUGCUCAACCACCUGCUGGCGUCACCGGCCUAUACUUCUGACGUGCUGCUGCAGCCGUAUCUGUCCAGCUGGGACGAACUUGUAAAGUUUAUGGAUUCUCUGGGUCCAAUGGUUGGCCUUAUUUCUAAAGAGAUUGUAACCAAGACUUCUAUUAUUCGUGAGCUGGCUGUUUUAGCUGACGCCAACCCGGAAGCAGAGGUAAAUCCAGAAGCUGAAAGUACUUCACACCCCUCACAAGUUUCUGGUCCUUAUCAGUCGGUGCGCUCCAUGAUCUGGGUGGAGCUAAAGCGAGGCUCAGUGGACUUCCACCACCAGACGGACUCUGGUUGCAGAACUCUUCUCCGCCUGCACCGAGCUCUGCUUUGGUUGAAGCUCUUCCUGCAAAAGUUGGCUGAGAUCCCGGUAGCAGGUCGGCUCCAGAGUCCCUCAGAGCUGUGUCGUGAGGCCUAUAAGAGCACCCUGGCCAACCACCACUCUUGGUUCGUGCGCCGGGCUGCCGAGCUGGCCUUCAUCGCUUUGCCUGAGAGGGCCUUCUUCUUCAAGUUGGUGUGUGUGCAGAACCAGGAGGAACUGAGCACAGUACUGGGCCUGGCGACCCGGGCCAUAGGAGUGGUCUAUGACAGGACGCAGAAAGCCCUGGAGGAGAAUGGCAUGCUGGAUUUGCCUUAAGACAGAAGCCUUCAUUGUUCAACACUGGGCAUCAAAACUGGUCCAAAUGUGAACGCGUAGAGUAGAAAAACUCUAAUUCAAAUGUGAGGCAUUUUUUCUAACAAAAGGGCAACCCGUUUAUUCAUAGUUUUACCAUUUUGACCCGUAUUUAAUUUCAAUAGACAAAACCCAUUUUGAAGAAUAACAUGCAAACCAGCAGAUGGCGCCAAAAGACUUCUCCCUAAGAGAGCUUUUCUUCUUGGCACUCACACGAAGGCGUAGUCAUGAUGCUAAUCUAAUUUUAAGAGUCAUUAAACAACUUUGGGGCAGCUAAUAUGAGGUACAGUAGUACCUCAAUUUACAAGCUAAACUGGUUCCGUGACAGACCUCUUAAAUCAAAACACUUGUAUGUCAGAUCAACGUGUCCCAUUAUAACUAUUUGAAAAUAGUGCUUGACCUGCUCAAAACAGCACUAUUUUAACAUGUAAUCUACUUUUUAAAAAGAAACACUAACUUUUACAUAGCAAUUAUUGUAUAAUAACAAUACAAUAGAAUGUACUACAAACUACUACAGUAUUUUUAUGAAGUAUUAUAAUAAUAAUGUACAGCAUUUACCUUGAAGAGUGGAUUCCUGCGAUAGCGCCUAUCAGCUGCUUCGCCGUCAAACACAUCAUCAAAAGCUGCACCAUAUUUUCAUGGAUAAAUGUCCAGAUAUUAUUUUAUUGUCAUUGACUAGUUUUAGACUCAUUCUGCUUCAGUAGGGGGCAGACCAGCAGCGAGACGUUCUAACUGCUUGAGUCUGCUGCAGGCUUGUUCGUGUUUUUAAAUUAUUUAUUUUUUAAAUUUAAUUACUAGUACUCAGCACUGUCCUUCACACUAUUUUUUUUCCUUCCCAAAAAAUGAAAUCAUAUCGAGCUCUAGCUAAUGCUAGCGAGUAAGACCAGAUGUUUUGGGAAUGCUUCUAGCUCACAAUUUUUGUUUGCAACUCAAGGCAUAACAAUUAGCCAAGAGACAGCUCUUAUCUCAAAACACCCUUAAGUUGGUGCACUUUUAAGUAGAGGUACGACUGUAAUAUGAUUUGGUCUGUGAUCUCGCAGUCGCCUUAUAUUCGGGUCAGUGCGGAAAGUUGCUAAAGAAAAUGUCUUCCUCCCACAUGAGGAGCUCAGAGGCCUUUUAAAGGCAGCUAAUGAUGCAACUUUGGCUUUAGAAAGAAACGACAAUGCAACGUUUUCUUAAUUAAAUAUGAAUUGUUUUGAAUGGCCAGCAGAGGGCAAAUUCAAUUUGUAUGGCUUCGCUUAACUUCCAUCCAUCCAUUUUCUACCGCUUGUCCCUUUUUUGGGGUAGCGGGGGGUCGCUGGAGCCUAUCUCAGCUGCAUUCAGUGUGUGAAUGUGUGUGUGAAUGGGCGAAGGUGGAAAUACUGUCUAAGCGCUUUGGGCUCCUUAAAAAGGGGUAGAAAAGCGCAAUACAAGUACAACUCAUUUACAUUUACAUUUACACAUUCGGGCAGAAGGCGGUGUAAACCCUGGACAAGUCGCCACCUCAUCGCAGGACGCUUCGCUUGACUUAUUACAUUUUAUUAAUCACUUUAAAUAAUGCCAUGGUUUUCAAAGUGGGGGGCAAUAGAAUACUUCAGGGAACUGAGGAAAAUGAACCCCAAAAUUUUUUUUUUCUAAAAUAGUCGGCUACCUUUAGCUAUACAUGGUAAAGGCUUACCCGGGGUUUGUUUUUUGUGUGAAUCCGCCAUUUUGUAUAUAGUUUUAGCAUUUGUUGUCUGAAGGAGGUUUGACCAAAGUAUUACACAAAGACCGAAAAUGCUGUGUUGUUGGUUGUUUCAACCAGCACAAGUCACUACAUAAACUUUCAGCCUCGUUGGAAGUUAAAAAAAAAAGCAAUACUUACUUUUAACUUUUAUGAUUCAAGGCAUUGGACGUUCAACUCGAAAAGCUUUGGAUGGAUGGAUUUUCCGAAAAACUACUUUCAAUGACGUGCCCGGUGACUACUAUUUAUGGCAAUAGACAAAGAAACGGUUAGAAAUGUGUAAUCGAUAUGUUAGUGAUGUUAGCUCCAUGUGUUGUGUAGCUAACUUAGCCUUCUAAUUUUAGACAAAAUAAAGAAUGAUUUUCCUAAACACUAACAUUAAUUGGAUCAGCGCCUAGUGUGUUUGGCAAUGGACCAGUUAGUAAUAUAAUCCGUUAUUACAUUCACAGUGUCGCUCGUACAAGUGCUCAAAGCAGUAGCAAUGAUAGUAUUAACAUGAUAUAGAAUAUAAAAGCAUUUUACUGUCAAUAUCCACGUGGAUAGGUCCAGUAGUUAGCAUUAGAGCGAUACAGACUUUGUAGAGGUGUAUCCUCAGUGUAUAGUUACAUACCUGCAAUCUAUUGCGUCUGCUUUCUUUUUCUCAUCAACCCGCAUAGUCUCCUUAUUGCGCCGACACAAAAACCCUGUGAGUCGUUGGUCUUGCUAUAUCAUCAGGGAUGUUGUGUCGUGGCGAAAGUCACUCAAAAAAACAGAUGGCUCGUGUCGGUCAUCAAUGUCCAAAGUGCACAAUUAAAGGUAGAAACCUAAAAACUAGGGGCCGUGGUAAGGAGGGGUUCUUUUGCAAACAUUUUUUUACUGAAGAACCAUCAUUACAUGUUAUGUAGCCAAAAAUGAAGUGUUUUAAAAAUAGGAAAAACAUUUUAAUAUGACCCCUUUAAGUUAUUUUAUGUGUAAGGCCCCGUGAUACGUGAACCUGAGGGCCCCCGUUUACAUGCGAAUAACCUGAAUAACAGGGGUCUUUAUAUCAACCAAUUUCUGUCACUUAUAAGUAUAUAAAGGCACAUUUCCCCUGCCAUUUACUAGGUCCCAUGCGGUGUGCCGUGUUAGUGCUAGUCUUGCGAGCAGAAGUUCUGGCUUCGAACCUGGCCCAAUAUUUUUCAGGUGGAUAUGUAAAUGUAUUAUUUAUCCAUCCAUCCAUCCAUUUUCUACCGCUUGUCCCUUUUGGGGGUCGCAGGGGGUCGUUGAGCCUAUCUCAGCUGCAUUCAGGUGGAGGGCAGGGUACACCCUGGACAAGUCGCCACCUCACCGAAGGGCCAACACAGAUAGACAGGCUACAUUCACACUCACAUUCACACACUAGGGCCAAUUUAGUGUUGCCAAUCAACCUAUCCCCAGGUGCAUGUCUUUGGAAGUGGGAGGAAGCCGGAGUACCCGGAGGGAACCCACGCAGUCACGGGGAGAACAUGCAAACUCCACACAGAAAGAUCCCGAGCCCGGGAUUGAACCCAGGACUACUCAGGACCUUCGUAUUAUGAGGCAGAUGCACUAAACCCUCUUCCACCGUGCUGCCCAUGUAUUAUUUAUUUGCAUACAAUUUUAUUUUUCCUUAAGGAACUCUCCUGAAGGAAUCAAUAAAGUGCUAUCUAUCUAUCUAUCUACAGUUAUUGAACAAUGUAGUUCCUGUGAAUUCGUUUUAGUACAAAACUUGCAUCAAAUUGAAUUAACAUUGUAUUAAAAAAAGUAUAGAAGUAGUUUUGAAAAAAACAAAAACAGUUUUUUGAAAAAUCUUGUCACUUCAAAUAACAAAAUAUGCUGCAGAAAAUCAGUUUUGUGAAAUAUGCGCAAGACUCCGGUUAUCUUUUGUUCUCAUUUAUAAAUGAUAAAUGGGUUGGACAUGUAUAGCGCUUUUCUACCUUCAAGGUACUCAAAGCGCUUUGACACUACUUCCACAUUUACCCAUUCACACACACAUUCACACACUGAUGGAGGGAGCUGCCAUGCAAGGCGCUAACUAGCACCCAUCAGGAGCAAGGGUAAAGUGUCUUGCUCAGGACAAAACGGACAUGACGAGGUUGGUACUAGGUGGGGAUUGAACCAGGGACCCUCGGGAUGUGCACAGCCACUCUCCUACUGCGCCACGGUCCCUUUUAAGUUUACUUUCCACUUUAAAAAAUAUCUGAAUGAAAAUGUCUGAUGUUUGUCCAGUACAGAAUGAAAUUAAUUCCGCAUCUUAUUGAUUGUGAAGGUAAUGGCUCUAUUCACGUGACCAAAAAAAGUAUUUUUUAGGCUACUUUUACAGCAGUCAUGAAUAACCCUCACCUUAACCAGGGACGGCGUGGCUCAGUGGGAGAGUGGCUGUGCGCAUCCCGAGGGUCCCUGGUUCAAAUCCCACCUAGUACCAACUUCGUCACGUCCGUUGUGUCCUGAGCAAGACACUUCACCCUUGCUCCUGAUGGGUGCUGGUUGGCGCCUUGCAUGGCAGCUCCCUCCAUCAGUGUGUGAAUGUGUGUGUGAAUGGGUAAAUGUGGAAGUAGUGUCAAAGCGCUUUGAGUACCUUGAAGGUAGAAAAGCGCUAUACAAGUACAACCCAUUUAUUUAUUUAUUCAACCCUUUAAACACUGCUGAAAAGAGCCUUAAACUUAUAAUAUCAUGUGCCUUUCUUUGACUGUUCAAUGUCACUUAAUGUAAAUACAGUCACUGUUUUUAGAAUCGGUGUUAGAAAAUGCUAUGACAAAAUCGAUAACCGAUAACAUACGUGUCCUCAGUAGUGGACAUUUGUUUUGGGGCUAUUUAUCUUUUGGAGGAUAUAGCACUCUUAUGCAAAACACAAAUGUCCACUGCAGAGGACUCUCAGGAGUAUAUACAGUUUAAAAUGGGCUAUAAUGUGAAACAGACUUUCUACGGAACUCCUGUAUCACAUCCUUAAGGUUGAUUUAAACUAACUUUUAAUAGUGUAGAGUCUGUGCACUACCUCAAAAGUAUCGCCGUCUUAAUGAAUGUGUGCGCUGGGACCUAAUUGUUUAAAGCGGAUGCUGGACAAAUAUGGUGCUUCAUUCAUUUUGAUAUGUGAGGCAUGAAUGUGUUGUUAAUUUAUAUGUUUUGUACUGUAUUACAUCUCUCAAUAAAAAUAAUGUUUCUCUAACAAGGGUGUGUGGGUUUUCUGGAUUUUCCUGCAAAGUGAAUACUGACACUGGUCUUGAUGAGACUAUUUUGGGCCCACAAAUACCAAUAAUUCCAGGUAAUCCUUCCUGUUUCCCUUUUCCUGCUCUCUCUUUCUAAGAAGACAAAGCAGACAAAGGUGACGAGAGGUAAGAAGAGACACAGGAGAGUAAGACUUGGAAGGAUACACACACACCUUUUGAUUUGAUCAACAUUUUGGGUCAGUCUGUAAUAGGAAUGAGUGUCUUUUACAUUUGCACCAAUACGAUACCAACUCUCGAUAUCUGGCAAUUGGUAUCGGUACUUAGUCAACAGUAUUUUAUUUUU